UCAGAAAACAACAAAAAUGCUAGACUCGCUGACAUUUCUAUUUGAGAAAUUCUUUCUUUUCUCACAUUUUAAUCUUUUUAAAAGUAUAUGGCAGGGGACGGAGAAGUGUCCGGUGAGAUGCCCAAUGCUCAGGAGAGGAGAUCUAUUGGAGGUGCAGCGCACUCUCUUCGUUCAUUACGGCAUCUAUCUGGGCGAGAACAGAGUGGCGCACCUGAUGCCUGACAUCAUGCCCAUAUUAACUAACGACAAACAGCUCAUUAAACCAGUUGUCACCAAUAAAAGACUCAUUUUAGGCUGCAUUUACAGACACGCGAGUAUACGCGUCGAUUCGGUUGAAGAUUUCGCUUAUGGAGCUCAGAUUCUUGUGAAUGAUAUGGAUAUGAAAAUGAAGUGUCAAGCACUGGCGAGCGAAGACGUCGCGAGAAGAGCAGAGAAACUGGUCGGCGACAUUCCGUACAGUUUGUUAUGGAAUAAUUGUGAACAUUUCGUGACGUAUUGCAGGUACGGGACACCUGUGAGCCAGCAGACAGAGACGUUCUGUGACUGUCUGAAAACCAUCAUUCGGGACCAGAGAAGUGUGGCCUUAACCGUUGGGAUGGGAGUGAUGUACAUCCUUUGCUUUGGCAUGGCACCUUCAACUACAUUACCCACAAUCCUUAUUCCCUUCAUUCUGUGGAUGGCUGGCUGAGAGACAAUUUCAAUACAUCAACAAAACAGUCCAGUCUUAAAGGGGACAAAACACAACAAUGCAAUGCAUCCUGCAGA
Messenger RNA from Rhinichthys klamathensis goyatoka, 765 nucleotides. It is a transcript of the gene lrata, whose product is annotated as lecithin retinol acyltransferase a. The coding region runs from base 17 to 688 and encodes 223 amino acids. Gene Ontology annotation, molecular function: phosphatidylcholine-retinol O-acyltransferase activity. Lineage: Eukaryota; Metazoa; Chordata; Actinopteri; Cypriniformes; Leuciscidae. Gene Ontology annotation, biological process: retinol metabolic process. The transcript is spliced from 2 exons. The record is from RefSeq and is a predicted model, not a curated record.